ACACGUUUGCUGUACAAGCCAAUCAGGGCCAGUGUAGCUGAACAGUUGAUCGGUUUGAAACGGACGCAAAAGCAAGCACUUCCAACUGCCGAAUAACUUGAAAAGAGCGACAAUCCUGUAUUAAACAGAUGUCUUCCGACGAAGAGGAGCCCACCAGUCCUGUUCUCCCCAAGGACUCAGAUCGGUGCAGCUCUGUCUCCUCUGAGCUUCAGCAGGAUGAGUACGAGGAGCUCCUGCGCUCUGCUGUGGUCACUCCUAGGCUUCACACGCUGACCGCUGCGCGCUUACAGCUGCUGAGCUCCUCACAACUGUCUGCAGAAGGUUCUCUGAGACAGGAUGACACAAAAUCACGCCCAGCAGAUACUGCCACUGACGCUCAGGAUGGAAGACAUUCUAGUAGGAGUGUGAGAUCAUCACAGACCUCCCCCUUAAUUGCUGAGACUUCCAUACAGCCAAGUGAACCUCAUGCUGAGGGGAUAGAAAAUCUGCCCUGUAGCAGGGUGUCAAUGCUCUCAGGCGCUCCUUCGGUCAGGUUAAAGACAGGAUCUGAGCGGUCUCGCCCAAACAGCCCAGACCACCUUGAGUCUGCUGUGACAGAGAUUUUCGUCUCGGAGGAGAACAUAAUUCGGAUGGAGAAUAUAUUGGACACAUGGAGCAACAAACUGAAAUCAAAUGUGAUAAUGGAGCUGCGGAAGUGGAAGCUGGUCUUCAUCGAACAGCACAAACAGGAAAUGAGAAAAGAGAGGGAGACAUUUGCAACCCAAACAGCUGGUCUGAUGUCAGACAUAGAAAGCCUAAAGGGGCUGCUGAACACAUAUGAGACUUCCAAUCAAAGAAAAGAUGAGGUAAUUAUGAACUUGAGCCAGGUGUUGGAAAGACAAAGAGAAAAGCUUGAUAAGAUGAAAGCCUUCACUCACUGGAGACUUCAACUCACUGAGGCCAGAGAAGAGGCUCAUGCUGCUCAAAUGGCACAACAGCACUACAACUCACAGCUGAAGAAGAAGGUGUGGUUGAGCUGGUUCUCCCUGGUUCAGAAACACUGGAAGGUCAAGGUGGAGCGCGCCUGCCGCGCGAGGGCUGAAGAGGUCUGCAAUCGACUUUCUACAGAGUACGAGGCCAAGCUGGCAGAGCACUGCCAGGCCAUAGAAAAGGCCCAGGUAGAAAUUCAACGACUACGACUAGAGCGAGAGCACUAUGAGGAGUCCAUGAAGAAAGCCUUCAUGAGGGGUGUAUGUGCACUCAACAUGGAGGCUCUGAGCAUGUUCCAAAGCACAGAGCAGCCUCCGGUGUAUGAUCAUGAUACUCAGGCUGAGUCUCAUCCAGUGUCCUCCACAAGGUUCAGCCCAGUCCACUUUGACCGUCCAGACCUUCCGUCUCACAGAGAAACCGAAGCUGAGGAUGUGAUGGGCUCUGGUGCGUCCAUGUCCAGAUCCCAAGUAGUCCCUCCAACUACAGUAGUACACAGCUCACUCCCACAUGGGGGAACUGCAAGUUCCCACAAACAGGUCAGUGGUCGUGUGAUCACGGCGAGUCAACAAAAGCCCACAAAGACAGUAACGGCUCGCAUCUCUGCGCGGCCUGACGUCGGUAAGGUUGCACGCAGCAACCUGCAGGUGAUGGGUGUGUCUCCACCCAUGAGCUCUGUGAUAGUCGAACGACAUCAUCCCGUUACACAGCUCACGGUCGGUCAGGCCACGGCUGCUAAGUUUCCUCGCUCCUCCCAACAACUUCCCAGCUCCACCAGUGGCAGAAGCUCGUCCAGAACUCAAACCAGUGCGUUUCAUAUACACUCCAUCAAAGUAGUUGAUUGAUCACCCACA
Messenger RNA from Betta splendens (Siamese fighting fish), 1820 nucleotides. RefSeq names its product POC5 centriolar protein homolog (Chlamydomonas) (gene poc5). The record is from RefSeq and is a predicted model, not a curated record. Lineage: Eukaryota; Metazoa; Chordata; Actinopteri; Anabantiformes; Osphronemidae. The coding region runs from base 129 to 1811 and encodes 560 amino acids. Gene Ontology annotation, cellular component: centrosome. The transcript has 13 exons.